AUGAACCCUGUAUUUUUAAUCCUUCAGCUGGUCCUUCUAGCAGGUAAGAACUUGUUUCAAACUAAAACAUUUUUAAUGCAUGUGGCACCAGUGAAACCAAAGUUUUUCUAAUGUUUUUGUCUGUUAAAGCAUAAUAAAGUUAAGAUGAGUGAAAAAAGUUACUAAGCUGCCUCUUUCAUGGAUAUAUUUGUUAAAUCUGCUCAGUGAUUAGUUUGAUUCAUCUAACAAAAAAACUAACUUGCACGUUUUUAUUUACUGUUCUUUACCGGCUUCUUGAUUGACAGGGGCAUGUGCACUCUUUCCAUAGGUCUCCUCAACCUUUGCCUCUCUGUCUCUGCAUGUAAUCACCUGCAUGGUCAUAUUAGGCUGACUUCUUAGUCUCCUGAUCUGAAAGUCCAGAGUCCAACAUGUUGCUGCAAAAUGACCUUCAUUUCAAGGUCCUCUAAAAAAUGAAAGGGGAUCCUGCCCUGGCUUGUGACAGAUAUGUGGUCGAAAGAUUAUGAGAACAUCUCUAUUAGCAAGUUCAAAGCAGUGGCCGGGAUCUUGAAAUGAAUUGCUAAACUUGGAUCCCAAAGUGAGAAUACACAAAUACAUUUGUACAGAACAUUUGUGCUACACAUGUGCACCAGACUUGAGAGCAUGUGUUUGAAAGUGUUUUGUACUACCCAUCCUAGAAAGUCCAAACAUACAUAACUGAUGAUUAACUAUGCAUGUAAAAAAUUAAAAAAUUAAAAAAAUGUAAAGAUCCUGAGAACAACUUUCAGUUUGCAUUUAGGCGCCCCUGUGGUAAACAGCUGACGCCCCUUCUUGAUGAAUCUGUCCUCUACAUGUGUACACAUUAUUUAUCAUUUAGAAAUUUAAUCCUGUUGUAUUUUAACAGUCAAAACUCUCACUAUAUUAAGAGACAAACAGACAGUUGUAGUCACAGUAGUAUUUACAAGUAGUGGUUACAAGCAUAUCAAGUAUACAGAUUUGAUCUAUCUUGACACUGAUGUUCUUGUUUGCUUUUAUGGCUCACACAGAGGCAUCAACAUUAAUUUAAAGUCUGUUUUUUAACCAACAAAAACCUCCACACAGGAGUUUUCAUACUAACAGCACACGAUGUAGAGCAGGGUAGGUUUCAGCCUACUUACAUACGUCAAAAUUAACAAACACAUGCACAUACAUUCACAAACAUCUUGAACACAUGCCACUUGUCACGUCUAUUUUGGACCCAUAUUAAAUGAUCUCACUGAGUAUCAGGUGUUCUUGAGGCAACAUUUUGUUUUGACACAGCGUAAGAGGGUAAUGAUUUUCAAGCGCACUAAAGAGGCACUCUGAGGUGGAGAGAGAGAAGAUAUUACACUAUCUUAUCUAAAUAACCAUGAGUCUGUUUCCUGUGUCUUAUUCUAGGCACCGCCUGGGCCUCCUUAGAUGAAACACGUCUGGUCAAAACCCUCUUCACCGGGUACAACAAGGUUGUCCGCCCUGUCACUCACUUCAAGGACCCGGUGGUUGUGACUGUGGGCCUCCAGCUCAUCCAGCUCAUCAGCGUGGUGAGGUCUCAUGUCACAUACAAUGUCACUCAUCUGUAUUAAGAUUCACUGUCAUCAGCUGUCUAAACAUAUUUCUCUGCACCCACAGGAUGAGGUCAACCAAAUCGUCAGCAGCAAUGUACGACUGAAACAGGUUGGAAACAUACGCUCCUCUUUCCACCAUACACCCUGUGAGCCUCAAACUGUGAUGAUAGAAAUAAUCAGGCAGGAAGAGUGAAAAACAUCCUCAUGUGUCUUCUAGAUGCAAGGGAAUAAAUGACUUACAUUAAAAAAUAACAUCACAGGGCUGAAAAAUUAAGUGAAAUCAGUGAAUAUUUGAUUAUUGAGGAGUAGAAUUCAAUAUAUGCGUAUAAAACGCAGGAUGUUUCUCAGUGACAGGACAGCUGGGACAAGUGAGCUUAAGAAAAUAAGAAAGUCUUCAAUCCUGAUCUUGAAUGUGUUCAUUUUGUUCAGCUCUCUCUGUACCAAAAGGAUUUACUCUUUGUUUAAACAUGUUUAUUUUUACCCACAAAGGCUUUGGUUUUAAAGUGUCGUAAUUAAAUACUUUAAAACCUCAUCAAAAAGGUUUUAACAGAUAAAUAAAAACCAUGCUUUCACUUUGAAGAUGUACCAUCUCAGUCAGCUGUUUUACUUAUGUUUUUGCUUUUCCCCCAUAUUACAUCCAUUUAUAAUAGUUGUCAUCAUUGACUUGUUUCCAUGGUGGUCUUUGUCUGUUUUUCUCAGCAAUGGAAAGAUGUGAACUUGCAGUGGAACCCGGAGGAUUACGGCGGUAUCAGAAAGAUCAGAGUUCCCUCCACUGACAUUUGGCGCCCUGAUCUAGUCCUCUACAACAAGUACGUUAUCGGGCUAUAUUUAAUCCCUGUCAUGACUCUUUUCUCUCGGAGACCUUUUUUUUUCAUUACCUCAGCUCUGAGUGACCUAAAUUAUCCAGACUUAUAGAAACAAUCAGCACACCUGUCAGUGAUGUUUGGGAUCACACUUUCCCAUAUUCCAGUGAGGAACGUGUGAAAGCUCGGAUUUCAUUAGGCUAAAUCUGGACCCUGUAUUGUCCCCCCUUCUCCCACCAUAUGCUGCUUCUGACACACUGCUGUUUUUCCCUGACAACCAUCCCCGCUGCCACAACAACUUGUGCCAAGCUCAGCGCUGGUUGGCUGCGCUGUGCCUAUCCUCAGGCACUGAUGUCCCCCUGCGUUAAUAUUUAACUUAAUUUCUCCCACGCUGAUGUCGCCUGUUUGUCUCUGCCCGCAGUGCUGAUGGUGACUUUGCCAUCGUUCAUGAGACCAAAGUGUUGCUGGAGUACACAGGGAUGAUCACAUGGAACCCACCCGCCAUCUUUAAGAGCUACUGUGAAAUCAUCGUGCUGCAUUUCCCCUUUGACCUCCAGAACUGCAGUAUGAAGCUGGGGACCUGGACGUACGAUGGCAACCUGGUGGUCGUCAAUCCUGUAAUUCAAUUCAAGCCAAUCAUAUACACACUUUUUAGAAAAACAUACUUGCAGCAUCCCCUUUAAAAUUAUGUGUUUUUUUACAUCUUGGAAACUAUAUAUUUUCUAAACCUUUGGAGAAUCACAAAUUAACUUUUUAGUAUUCAAAAAAUGACAACCUCAAAUUAAGUCACUAAUUAUAAUUAUCUUAAGAUAACCCAUUAAAUAUUUCUUUUAAACCAAAUAACUUGAAAUAUAUCUUAAUUAUGCACACAUAGACCCAUAUCUCAUAUAUGAACUACACUGUGAUUCAAAGUGUGCUAGCGUGCUAUGUAGCAACAAUAUAAUAUUAUAACAAAACUACUUCUGUUGGUUAAAGCAAACAAGAAGCAGACUAGCUAGCCAAACAAAAACCUAGCUAGAACUUGGUUACAUUAUUUUUGUAUAAACCAUCAAGUAAUAUAGACGACCAGAUUCUUUCUGAGGGUAAUAUGUGGUCAACAGCUCAAGUUCAAACAACCAUUUAAGAUGCGAUUUCUGGUUUGUCAGAAACAAAGAUGUAAGGGCAACAUAGCUACAUGUUUUCUGGGCAGUUUUGAUGAAUUGUUUAUUCACUAGGAGCACUAACUUCCUGUUUUUUGCCUGAUCUCCUUUUGUACAGCGACCUUGGGUUACCUAUAAGGCGCUAUAUAAAACUAAGUUAUUAUUAUUAUUAUUAAUACAUGAUAAUAAUCAUGGGUCAUUUGCAAUACUUAUUUCUUUAAUGAGAACUGACAAAAUACUGACUGUCUGUUGGUUAAAGCAAACAAGAAGCAGACUAGCUAGCCAAACAAAAACCUAGCUAGAACUGGGUUACAUUAUUUUUGUAUAAACCAUCAAGUAAUAUAGACGACCAGAUUCUUUCUGAGGGUAAUAUGUGGUCAACAGCUCAAGUUCAAACAACCAUUUAAGAUGCGAUUUCUGGUUUGUCAGAAACAAAGAUGUAAGGGCAACAUAGCUACAUGUUUUCUGGGCAGUUUUGAUGAAUUGUUUAUUCACUAGGAGCACUAAUUUCCUGUUUUUUUUUUUUUUUUUAUAUACGCUAACAAAGUAGGAUGAUAUAAAAGAGUUGCAGUCUGCCAGCCUUUAGACAGGGCUAAGAUAGCUGCUCCUCCAUACUUUCAGGCUUUACUUUACUGUAACUUUACUGACCUAAUUUUUUUGAGACAUUGCUUCUUUUCUACUACACAAACUUUUUGAUUACCUGUACAACUUGGACAAAAGCUCUGCAAUGUCUCUGCAUGAUACUUGGCUGCUGAACUAGGUCAGAGUGAUACCAUAAGCGCUACUGUGCAACAUUUCUCAUAUCUUUUUAUUUGGGUACCUCCAAACAAAAUUACACAUUCAGUGUCCCAUCUGCUUUCUAAAGUUGAUGUCCAGUAAUCAGGUAUUGGGUCAAUUCAGAUGGUAAGAUGUGUCUACCAGGUUUAGACAAGGGUCUGUUCAGACAUUACAGUACAAUGACUGCUGAUCAAUCUUUCAUAACCCUGUAUAUUUCUUCUUCUCAAUAGGACAGUGACCGCCCUGAUCUGAGUAACUUUAUGGAGAGUGGAGAAUGGGUGAUGAAGGAUUUCCGUGGCUGGAAACACUGGGUGUACUACGCUUGCUGCCCUGAUACCCCUUACCUGGACAUCACCUACCAUUUCCUCAUGCUGAGGCUUCCUCUGUAUUUCAUUGUCAACGUCAUCAUACCCUGCAUGCUCUUCUCCUUCCUGACUGGACUGGUCUUCUACCUCCCGACAGAUUCAGGCAAGAUGAUGCUCAGUCUGCAGUUUGUCUUUUCCCUUGGAUAUAAGCAGAAAGAAUCUGUUAAUACUGACAGUACAUAAAGAAACAAAUCAGGUAACUGACAGACAAAUAGACUGCUUAACAGAGAAACCUCUACCACAAUAGCCAAACCAUUUGAUAAUGGUAAAUGAUUCAAUGCUUAACAGUGGGCCUGCCCUGAUUAUUCUGGCACAGACAAACAAAACCUUCAAGUAAAUAGGAUAGUCCACUGUAGCUCCUAGACAACAGGGGGACUGUACAAACGAGCCGAGAGUUACUUGGAGAUAAAACUAGGAUAGGACCUGACAGAGAUGUAGGCAGACACAGACUCCAGGUAAAUAUUAGAGGCCGUUGUGGGUCCUACAGAGAAAAAAACAUACAGUACACAAGUCUGCAGAACUUGCCGAGUGUGGAAAUUAACUCAAUUUAACUUGCCCUGCAGAUUAAAUUAGCUCUCUGACUGUUAAAACAGUUAUAUAUACAGGGGUAUUUAAGUGAAAUCAAUACAUCACCAGCUAGUAAAAGCAUUGUAACGAACAAAAAAGUACAUUUUCAGCGACAGUGCAUUUUGUCUGAUUAUAACAAAGAAGACUUGGAAAGAUACAAGCACGUGUUUGACCCUGUUACACCUCAAAGCAGCUGCUACAUUCACUCUUUGUGCUUAGCUCUGCUGUCUUAUUUUCAGCAUGCAGUAUGUGUUCAGCCAGGCAUUUAUCUUGUUAUUGAACCCAGGGAGAAAACAAGUGACCUCAGUUAUACUGUAGCAUUUCCUUAGUAUCUAUCAUAGCUUGCUUUAAAAUAGCUUUGAAACAGUCUAAGGAGAAGUUAUUUUCACACUGCAUAUCCAACAUACGGCACAUGCAAAAGCAAAAAAUUAGAUGACUGAAUUUCAAAAACCCAGAUGUGAGAUCAGCACUCUCAUGUUGGAAAUAUCCUUGCCCCUAAUUCCUCUUGUCAGUCUGAAGUGUCCCUACAUUGCCAGCUACAGGAACUAUGUUGCUUGUGUGCACAUCUGGCCGUGUUCCCAGUGUGUGGGUCUGCCUCAUUACCCAGGGUCCCUCUGUGCUGUCAUGUCUGAAAGCAGGCCUUUGCUUUAAUGUAUAAUACAUCAGUUGAUCCCUGUUUCUGAUAUGACUGCUGACAGGAAAGUGUGGAGGAGAAGCUGGUGCCAAAAGACGCUCUCUCCGGGAUAACUGCUCUCUUACUGAGCAACAAAAACAACAUGUCUUGCAUUUUCCUUCUGAAAUGGUGUCAGAAUCUGUUUACGUGUGCUAUUGUUGGUUUUGGAUACGACAUGAAAAACAGACUUUUUCUCUCUGAAUGAGAUUUUUCUUCACGGGUAAACUGCUUUGGUGGUGUUGUGUAAAUGUUGUUGUGGGUUGGUGAUUGGAAGCAGAGUAUUUUGGUCGCUGAAACAGCUCACCUUUGAGUCAGUGUAAUAAGAUUGUAAUUUGGUGGGUACCAUGACCUGAUUUAGGAACAUAUUUGACCAUCUUUUACAUAACAUUUAGACCAAACAGGGUAAACGGUGCUCUCACAACUGUUACUUAAUAUUACAACACAAAGCCUUCAACAAAGGAACAGCCUGGUAUCAUGGUUGCAUAAUAAAUGGAGGCUUUCCUAAAUUGCACAACAAAUCUUAUUAUGUUCUAUGUCCUCUCCAGGCUGGGAAUUACUGAUCUAUGUGUUGACUGAUCACAAAUGUCCCUUACAAAGCAGCUGCCCACUGUAAAACACUCUGAGUCUUGUGGUAGGUUUCAAACAAAUGUCUAAAAAGUCAGUAAGAGUGUUUUUGUGUCACUCAGGUGAAAAGAUGACCCUCAGCAUCUCCGUCUUGCUGUCUCUCACUGUGUUCCUGCUGGUCAUUGUUGAGCUGAUCCCUUCUACCUCCAGCGCUGUACCUCUCAUUGGGAAGUACAUGCUCUUUACUAUGGUCUUUGUCAUUGCCUCCAUUAUCAUCACCGUCAUUGUCAUCAACACCCACCACCGCUCACCAAGCACUCAUACCAUGCCAGACUGGGUCCGCAAGGUGAGUGAAAAUCACAGAUUAAAUCCUGUUUUCUGACCUUACAGCCUUUCUACUUUAUCUGCGUUACACUUCCAUCUAGUGGUAGAAGUUGAAAAAUAAAUUCUGACAAAUCAAACCAUCCAAAUGUUUUACAUGCAGUACACUGACGAAUCUUUUGUCUCUAUUUGACAGGUUUUUAUUGAAACCAUUCCCAAUAUCAUGUUCUUCUCAACAAUGAAACGUCCAGGAAAGGAAAAGCAGACCAAGACUAUCUACGGUGCUGAUUUUGACAUCUCAGACAUCUCUGGAAACCAAACCAUUCCUGUUCCCUACCAGUCACCCAUGACCCAGAACCCUGACGUCCGCAGUGCCAUUGAAGGAGUCAAGUACAUCGCAGAAACUAUGAAAUCAGAUGAAGAAUCCAACAAUGUAAUCUUCCUUGCACUUGCACACAACAUAUCUCUUUUGUGUUUAAUUAAUGAGCCUUUAUGUGACACGUUGUCUCUGUUUUUUUCCCAGGCUGCAGAGGAGUGGAAGUUUGUGGCCAUGGUGCUGGAUCAUAUUCUGCUGUGUGUGUUCAUGGCUGUGUGUCUUAUCGGCACAUUAGGAGUGUUUGCAGGUCGUCUCAUUGAACUUAGUAUGCUUUAAGGACACAUGCUUUACCUGCUUCUUCUUAGUUUGAGGUGCAGUUUCUGCAUGUUGAAGUCUUGAUUUGUUUGACGUUUGAGGAAUGAUCCUGUUUAUACAAGAUGACAAAUCUGUGUUAUGUUUUCUGACAGAAAGGGUUGUUUUCCUUUUUUUAAGGGAUAUUUGGAUGAAAUUAAAAAGGAAAUUGUUCAGCAAAAUAAAAAUGUCUGACUUGUUUACAGUGAACAACCAAUGUUACUGAAUCAGAGCCACAGACUUAUAUUCAUACAUGCUAAUCUUCGACUGUCUGGUGUCUAUGGCUUUAAAAACAGACAUGUACUGUUGCUAUUUUUAAACCCCAUCUUAUAAAAGUUGGACAGUGUAAAUGGUUCCACUUUUGGCUUUUUUCAUAAUUGCCCCUGAUUUGAUAAGACAUAUGAUAUCUCUAUGAAGAGCACUUUUCUGUCAUAUUCAUGGCUUUCUCAUAGGUCUGAAGUUUCCACUGCACCAAAACCAGAUGUGCAUUAAUAACAGUGCAAAUGUUCUGCUUUAUCAUUAUAAACUCUGGCAUACUUUAUCUUUUUUCUUGUCACUAAUUGUCGGACAGCUUUUGCCAAAUCUUUUGCAAACAAGUCACAGAAAAAAAAGUAAAAGUAAAUAAGAUAUUUGAAGAGUGUAAGGUGUAUUUAAAUGACAUGGUUCCAAAAAGACAAUGUAUAACUUCAGGUGUCAUCAAAAAGAAGAUAUGAACAAAUCAACCUGUUUUCUACCACACCUGGAAAACGACUACAAGCAUGUUCAUGCAGGAGAAGAAAGGAGAGGUGGAGUCUAUGAGAAGAUGAUCAGCUGACUUAUGACCUCCUGUACCCAACUAGAUUAGUUGAGCAAUUUUACUCACAGAAGGUUAAUUCUCAGACUGCCUGAUCUGAUCAUUUGGUACAGUCUGAGGGGCUGACAGGAUCUAGAGGGUCCCAGCAUAGAGCUCUCAGAAAUGAAUUCAUACAAGAAAGAGAGCAAUUUAUUCAAAAACAUAGCUGAUCUUAUAUAAGAUAUGAGAUAGACAGUCAUUAUUAUGAUAUCAAAUGUCAUGGUUUUUAAAAACAGACAUUUAAAACCCUGGUCCACGCCUUCAUCACCUCAAGGUUAGAUUACUGCAACAGCCUCCUGUACGGUCUACCCUCCAAACUCCUCAACAAACUACAGAUAGUCCAGAAUUCUGCCGCACGCCUCCUUACCCACACCCGCUCACAAGACCACAUCACCCCUGUCCUCCUCCGUCUACACUGGCUCCCCAUCAAGCAACGCAUCACAUUCAAGAUCCUCCUUCUCACCCACAAAGCCCUUCAUCAUCAAGCCCCUUCUUAUCUCACCGACCUGCUCCAGCCUCAUGCACCCACCCAUAACCUCCGAUCCUCCUCUGCCCAUCUCCUCACCCCAAAGUCACGGCCCAAGCACUGAACCUGGGGGGAUCGGGCAUUCUCCACAGCUGCCCCUACCCCCUGGAACUCCCUACCACCCUCCAUCAGACACUGCCCUGACCCCACUACUUUCAAAUCCCUUUUAAAAACUCACUUCUUUAAAAUUGCUCUUAAUAUUUAACUGUUUUAUUUUACUGUUCUCAUGUCUCUGUUUUAUUAUCUUGGGU
Messenger RNA from Xyrichtys novacula (pearly razorfish), 9044 nucleotides. The record is from the annotation of a GenBank genome assembly. Lineage: Eukaryota; Metazoa; Chordata; Actinopteri; Labriformes; Labridae.